Molecule: messenger RNA, 291 nt
Organism: Caenorhabditis briggsae
Lineage: Eukaryota; Metazoa; Nematoda; Chromadorea; Rhabditida; Rhabditidae
Exons: 3
Coding region: 1-291 (96 amino acids)
Source: RefSeq, a predicted model, not a curated record
AUGUUCGAUCUGAAACACUUGGAGCUCAUUUUCGGAACCAAGACCAACUUUCCAGAGUUCCAAAUCAACAAGACUCGUAUGAACAUCCAGCGUCUCACUCUCAUCCGCAACACUGCUGUCCAAUGUGGCGCCACUGCUCUCUAUCUCAACAAGUUGGACCGACUUAUUGAGCUCAACUGCACCAUAAUCCGACUUGGAGGCCAACCACUUUGCCAUGCCGAUCUCGUUGUUAUGUGGCAGACUGUCAUGGAAAUCCGCGGAAUCGAGGCUCUUCUCGAAGGAUUCUGCUAG